AUGUCGGUGCCACUGGCUAUUGCACUGUCUGGCCAACAUUUGCUGGGCCAACCUGUAAUGAUCAAACCUUCUGAAGCUGAAAAGAAUCUUGUUCAGUCAACAGCUACAGAUGCUGGUGUUGCAGGAGCUGCUGAAAGAAAGAUUUAUGUUGGAAACCUUCACUAUAACAUUACAGAAGAGCAACUUCGCCAGAUCUUUGAACCAUUUGGGACUAUGGAUCUUGUUCAAUUACCACUUGAUGAAACAGGGCAGUGUCGAGGUUAUGGAUUCAUUCAGUUUGCUCAGCUUGAGCAUGCAAAGGCUGCUCAAAGUUUAAAUGGGAAAUUGGACAUUGCUGGCUGCAUCAUAAAGAACGGUAUUAAGGAGACUGGGACAACUGCUGUCGACUUUGAUGAUGAAGAUGGUGGUGGUUUGAUCAUGAGGAAUUGUGUUGAAACUGUAAGGGCCACAGAUAGAUCACAGAUUUUGGAUGAUGACCAUGCUUUUUGGAUGACACUGAUGGGAUGCAAAGAUGAGGGACACUUGGGCUGCCUUUUCUCUAAUGGAAGAAACAACUAG
Messenger RNA from Zingiber officinale, 558 nucleotides. Its product is annotated as RNA-binding protein 39-like. Gene Ontology annotation, cellular component: nucleus. The record is from RefSeq and is a predicted model, not a curated record. The transcript is spliced from 5 exons. The coding region runs from base 1 to 558 and encodes 185 amino acids. Gene Ontology annotation, molecular function: RNA binding. Gene Ontology annotation, biological process: mRNA processing. Lineage: Eukaryota; Viridiplantae; Streptophyta; Magnoliopsida; Zingiberales; Zingiberaceae.